This is a messenger RNA of Notodromas monacha, 276 nucleotides long. NCBI's taxonomy places the organism in Eukaryota, Metazoa, Arthropoda, Ostracoda, Podocopida, Cyprididae. The record is from the annotation of a GenBank genome assembly.
AUGCAGGCGGUGUGUGAUGGAGCUGCGAGUCAUUACGUGAUUCGAUUGGGAGGGACGACCGUGCGAUGGGCUGAACAACAAGUGGCGAAAAAACGAGUGAAGCGGAAUGCUGUGCCAAAGCCCCAGCAGGACUACUAUCAGUCUGGGUAUUACUCUUCGCGUCGAUGCCUUCCCAUGGAUAGAACAGGAGAUCAAUCUUUAAACAGGACUCCGUUAUUCAUUGGAGUUCUGCCUGUGUUUCGACGCAAAAUUUCUCAGUUGGUUGCGUCGCGAUGA